Mya arenaria is the source of this 1305-nucleotide messenger RNA. Its product is annotated as sulfotransferase 1B1-like. Gene Ontology annotation, cellular component: cytoplasm. The record is from RefSeq and is a predicted model, not a curated record. Gene Ontology annotation, biological process: sulfation. Gene Ontology annotation, molecular function: sulfotransferase activity. The coding region runs from base 164 to 1054 and encodes 296 amino acids. The transcript is spliced from 6 exons. NCBI's taxonomy places the organism in Eukaryota, Metazoa, Mollusca, Bivalvia, Myida, Myidae.
AACGGAUUAAUUAUUGGAAAUGACUGAGAGAAAGCAUGGGCAGGUGAUAAUUACCUGCAGCUAAACUCAUCUUGUUUGAGAGAUUCCUACAAUCAAUAUCAGCGAGCAUUGUUUGAAAGGAGUGUAAGGUUUCAAGUUGAACGUGUAUUACUCGCAGUAGACAAUGACGUCCUUUGUGCUAACUGAUGAGGGUGGGGCAACCAUGCAGUUAGUGGACAUCGAUGGUUAUAAAAUCUGUAACUUCUACAACAGUGCGGAGGAGGAGGGUGAAUUGGUCAGGGCAUUGAAGACAUUUGAAUGCAGGGAUGAUGAUGUCUUCAUUCUAGCCCCAAUGAAAUCAGGAACACACUGGGUAUGGGAAAUUGCAAGCAUGCUGCUGCAGGGAAAAGCUGAGACAAUACCAAAGAGAAAGUCGAAAAACAUGCUUGAAAACGUUCCACAAAACGAGCUUAACGACAUCCCCUCACCUAGGAUUCUUAACUCGCAUUUAGACUUUAAAUUUUUGCCGGAACAGCUUUUUGAGAAGAAAUGUAAAAUUAUUCAUAUUUUGAGAAACCCUAAAGAUAUGGCGGUGUCCUUCUACAAUCAUGUCAAGGGAAUCACAUGCUACGCCUACGAUGGGGAAUGGCAACAUUACUUGAAGUUGUUUCUAGAAGAGAAAUUGGAAUAUGGCUCUUGGUUUGGUAACGUUUUGUCAUGGGAGACAUUUGUAAAGGCGAACCCAUCGUAUCCUGUCCAUGUUAUUUACUAUGAAGAACUCCAGAAGAAUAAUGUCAGUGAAAUUGAAAGACUCGCGAAGUUCCUUGGAGUAGACUUUAACGAUCAACUAGUGAAUAUGGUCUCAGAAAAAUGUCAAUUUUCAAAUAUGUCAAAGGACAAACUGGUAUCUGACGAUUUACGAAAACUGCUUUACAAAGGAAACUUCACCAUGUAUCGGAAAGGAGCUGUAGGCGAUUGGAAGAACUGGUUCACUGUAGCUCAAAACGAAGAGUUUGAUCGAGUUUACAACCAGAAAAUGAAACAUUCGGCGUUAUCGUUUCAAUACACAAUCUGAUAGCAACUGUGCCCUACGUUUCCUACCAGCGUUUAAUCACCAGAUACUAUCACAUUCAGAAUUAUCGUUUCGAUGUACCGUCUGGAUACAACUUUUUGCUUUAAUCAUUGAUUAAAUGCUGGAAAAAACAAAUGUUCGAACAAUGCCAUCUUCGAUCUAUAGUUUUACCUAGGGGAUAUAUACCUACGUAUACUCCUUACGUGUAUCAUUAUAUAAUAACUGUUUGUGAAAAUAAAUAACCAUAAUUCGUU